GUGACGUCACCGCGCCGCGCCCUGUCAGGGGCCGCCAUUGUCCACCGGUAGGGCCCCAGGUGUGGGUCCCUGGCACCAUGAGCAAACGCAAGGCGCCGCAGGAGACGCUCAACGGCGGCAUCACCGACAUGCUCGUGGAACUCGCAAACUUUGAGAAGAACGUGAGCCAGGCAAUCCACAAGUACAACGCCUACAGAAAAGCAGCAUCUGUUAUAGCAAAGUACCCACACAAAAUCAAGAGUGGAGCAGAAGCUAAGAAACUGCCGGGUGUAGGAACAAAAAUUGCUGAAAAGAUUGACGAAUAUUUGGCAACUGGAAAAUUGCGUAAACUUGAAAAGAUUCGUCAGGAUGAUACGAGUUCGUCCAUCAAUUUCCUGACUCGAGUUACUGGCAUUGGUCCAUCUGCUGCAAGGAAGUUUGUAGAUGAAGGAAUUAAAACAUUAGAAGAUCUCAGGAAAAAUGAAGAUAAAUUGAACCAUCAUCAACGAAUUGGGCUGAAAUAUUUCGAGGACUUUGAACAGAGAAUUCCCCGUGAAGAGAUGCUGCAGAUGCAAGAUAUUGUACUCAGCGAAGUUAAAAAGGUGGAUUCGGAAUACAUUGCUACAGUCUGCGGCAGUUUCAGACGAGGUGCAGAGUCCAGCGGAGACAUGGAUGUUCUUCUGACCCACCCAAACUUCACGUCAGAGUCAAACAAACAGCCCAAGUUGUUACAUCGUGUUGUGGAGCAGUUACAGAAAGUCCAUUUCAUUACAGACACUCUGUCGAAGGGCGAAACGAAGUUCAUGGGUGUUUGCCAGCUUCCCAGCAAAAGUGAUGGAAAGGAAUAUCCACACAGAAGAAUUGACAUCAGGUUGAUCCCCAAAGAUCAGUAUUACUGUGGUGUUCUCUACUUCACCGGGAGUGACAUCUUUAAUAAGAAUAUGAGAGCUCACGCCCUAGAAAAGGGCUUCACAAUCAACGAAUACACCAUCCGCCCCUUGGGGGUUACUGGAGUUGCUGGGGAACCCCUUCCAGUGGACAGCGAGCAGGACAUUUUUGAUUACAUCCAGUGGCGCUACCGGGAGCCCAAGGAUAGAAGUGAAUGAUGCCAACCCCCCACCCCCAACCCGGCAUAUUCCACUAGGAGUCCUAAUUUAUUUCUUAACCUUUGCUAUGUAAGGGUUCUGGUGUUUUUAAGUGAUUGCUUCCUCUCUGUGCUUAUGAUGUACUGUAAUCAAUAAACCUCUUGAGCUAUUA
Molecule: messenger RNA, 1236 nt
Organism: Peromyscus leucopus (white-footed mouse)
Lineage: Eukaryota; Metazoa; Chordata; Mammalia; Rodentia; Cricetidae
Gene: Polb
Product: DNA polymerase beta
Exons: 14
Coding region: 78-1085 (335 amino acids)
Biological process (GO): double-strand break repair via nonhomologous end joining
Cellular component (GO): nucleus
Molecular function (GO): DNA binding; DNA-directed DNA polymerase activity
Source: RefSeq, a predicted model, not a curated record